AUGUCGUUUGGGCAUUCGGAGAAUCUGAGUCGAGGCACAUUUAUCCAACCACCUACCAAAGCACCAAGUUCUCGGAGGAAAAGAAAAGAGAAAGUCGAAGAGUCGCAGUCGCAUUCGCCAAGCAAAACAGUCAGAUUUGAGGAGACCUCCAACCCUCAACCAAAGGCUCGAAGACGCCAGGCCAAUCUAUACGAUGCAGUCGCCGGCCGUGUCACUGCCCGAGGAUUCGCCCAAUCUACACCUAUAGCCUCUAAAUACCGUGAUACUGCGUCGUCGGGGGCUCGCAUUCAACGACCAGAAGAGGUCCUCUUCCGCAAAGAUCACCCCAUGAGACAAGCCGAAAACUGCGAACCAUACUUUGCGCACGAGAAUCUCCCCGCUGACCGUCCUCUGCCCAACUCGGAUCUCCUCCAGUCAAUACACGCCUACGCCUCGGACUUUUACAAAUACACACUAGGAGAGAGCGGGAGGAAAAGUCACUAUAGCAUGAAUGAAUCCGCACUGCUGGCGGUGGGGAUUCUAGUCGAGGAAAUGGCGAAGGAUGGCCUGGGCGACAACGGCCAUUUGCUCAUGAUCGAACCGCAAGGUCUGAAGGGCGAUAUUAGCGGCAAUGCGGAGGAUUUCCUGCCUAAACGUGGUCGACCGGUCGGUUGGAGGGCAGAUGUCGAUGGAAAGAAGCCGAAAGCUCCCCGGCGCAAACGUGCUCAGACUAUUAUCCAGCCCAGGCGCAAACGGCCCAGACUCGAAGAGCUCAUCGGGUCCAACAGGAAAAGCAGGGGCGGUUGA
Penicillium cosmopolitanum is the source of this 786-nucleotide messenger RNA. RefSeq lists its product as uncharacterized. The record is from RefSeq and is a predicted model, not a curated record. Bases 1 to 786 code for a protein of 261 amino acids. The transcript has 2 exons. Gene Ontology annotation, cellular component: RNA polymerase I upstream activating factor complex. Gene Ontology annotation, molecular function: RNA polymerase I cis-regulatory region sequence-specific DNA binding. Lineage: Eukaryota; Fungi; Ascomycota; Eurotiomycetes; Eurotiales; Aspergillaceae. Gene Ontology annotation, biological process: nucleolar large rRNA transcription by RNA polymerase I.